Osmia bicornis bicornis is the source of this 6184-nucleotide messenger RNA. RefSeq names its product synaptic vesicle glycoprotein 2B-like. Gene Ontology annotation, molecular function: transmembrane transporter activity. The record is from RefSeq and is a predicted model, not a curated record. Bases 1 to 2247 code for a protein of 748 amino acids. Gene Ontology annotation, biological process: transmembrane transport. The transcript is spliced from 12 exons. Gene Ontology annotation, cellular component: membrane. Lineage: Eukaryota; Metazoa; Arthropoda; Insecta; Hymenoptera; Megachilidae.
AUGAUAUGUACGAAGAAGUCGAUACGAGGAACAGUAGUAGGUAGUCGAAAUACAUCAGUUCUAGCAACAGCUGAACCGAUAAAUAAACCUGUCGAAUGCCUUGAAUCGAGUAAUAAUAAUUCAGUGAGAUUUAUUACGAAUUUAAACGAUCAAACAUUUGAAGCCGGAAACGAUUAUUUGGAAGGUGUUACGUUUCACGGAAAUCUAUUAACCAGAUGGUUUGUAGCAGUAAUGCCCUCGUCGGAGGAGGAAAGUCAGUGGCUCGUUGGCAGCGGGGGUGGUCUCGCAUCUUCCGGCGGUGGUACGAUAUGCAGUACUGGAGAACGUACAUUGAACACUAGAGGAGGAUUGUACACCGAAGAGAUGACGACUCAACCGACAAACGCGAAUACCGUAGGUGGGAACACGGCGUCAGCCGAUUCCGCCGAGCACGAUCUCAUCGAUUCCACCGGGGAUGCAACACUUUUAGCACAAUUUCACGAAGACGCCAUCAAGCAGGCUGGAGUUGGUUACUUCCAAAUAUUGGCUGCUUUGUGUACAGGCUUGAGUCUUGCAGCAGAUACUGUUGAAUUUUUUGUUGUACCAUAUAUUUUACCAAGCGCAGAAGUUGAAUUAUGCAUUGAGGACAAUGAAAAAGGAUGGCUCAGUAAUAUUACUCUGAUGGGUCUAGCAUUAGGUGGAUUGUUUUGGGGUGGUUUAGGAGAUAGGAUUGGAAGACGCAGAUCUUUAUUAUCUGCAAUGUCUGUUCAUGCUCUGUUCAGUAGUGUUGCUACCUUUAUGCCCACUUAUGGCACAUUUAUGACUGCUAGAUUUUGCUCUGCAAUUGGAGUAGGAGGAACCUUACCACUAGCAUUUACAUAUCUCGCGGAAUGCUGUCCAAGAUUAAGCAGAAGUAGAUGGGUUGGUUUACUAGUAGCAGCAGGAGCAUUAGGAGGAGUAUACGCAGCUCUUUUAGCAUGGGUUGUUGUUCCUACAACUGGAGAAAUGGUUGUUCUUGAAAAUAAAGAGCAUUUUAGUGCUUGGCACCGCUUCCUCUUACUUUGCAGCUUACCCGCGUUAUGUUCUACCGUUGGACUAAUUUUUUUGCCAGAAAGUCCAAGAUUCUUAGUGGAAGUAGGCAGAGAUGUGGAAGCAAUGAUGGUUUAUCAGAAAAUAUACAAGAAAAAUAACGCACGAAAGGGUGCAACAGGUGCACAAUAUCAACUUUCUGAAUUAGAGCUUCCUACUAAAAGGCCUCGCGGUUUGGCACCUCCAUCUCCUACUAAUCACACUAGUGUUUUGGCUGAUAUCAUUUAUUCUAUUGAAAUGUUUUGGAAUUCUUUCUUGGAACUAUUUGUAUCCCCCCAUUUACGUGUCACGAUAGUGCUUAUAAUUAUUUGGUCGACUGUGUCAUUUGGGUUAUAUGGUCUUAUGGUAUGGUGUCCUGAAUACCUCAAACUUUUACGCGCUACAGAGUAUAAAGCUCACACUGUACAUAUUUAUGGGAAAGAAUAUAAAGGAAAAACAUUCAGUGGUUCUUUAGAAAAUUGUCAAUACAGAGAUUCAAUCUUUUUGAAUUGCAAAUUCACGAAAAUGGUAUUUAGCCACGUAGAUUUCGACAACUGUACUUUCCAAUCGGUAGAAUUUAGUAGCAUUAAGUCCAGUAAAACCCACUUUACAGACAGCGUUAUUGUAUAUUCGAAAUUUGUGGAUACGGAUUUAUCUGCACAAGUCUUUAAGAGAUGUAGAUUGGAAAAUAAUACGGAAUUAAGUCUAAGUGGUCCGUGUCCGACUCUUGAUUUGGAUUACAAUAUUUAUAUAGAAGAAGCGCUACAUGGUCAUCUUGUUGCUCAAUUGGCUUUUGUGCCUGCUGCUGUUUUGGCAGGACUAGCACUCACUGUACUUCAGCGGCCAAAAGUGAUUGGUAUUUCGUUGUUUUCCUCUUCGGUUGCUGCCCUAUGUUUGAUUCUAGUGGGUACGAAUAGUUCAGCAGUACUUGGUUUUGAAGGUGGUUUUGUAGCAGUUUUUGCCGUUGCUUGGACAUCGCUUACACUGGUUACAAUUGAGAGCUUCCCCACUCAUUUAAGGUGUACUGGUUUUGGGUUUAUAGCGGCGGCUAUAAGAAUAUGUGGUUUAAUAGGAACAACAACUUAUAAAACUUUAGUUGGCGCACCUUUGAUCGCGCCUGCACUGCUAACCGCGUUACCGCUGCUGGUAGCCAGCGUCGUAACAUUCAAAUUGCCUCAUACUCAUACGGUUUUCUUAUAAAGAUAUUCCGAGUAAGUGAAAGAAAAGAAGCAAAGAUGUCGCAAAAAAAGACAUUUCCAAUUUAUAUUUUAAUGGAUCAAUCACGAGCUGUGCUGAUGUUUUUACUCGAUAUUCUUAUGACACGAACAAGAAGUUCGAGGAAUCGAUUUUUAUAAAAAAGAUUUGAAUGAAAAUUGUAAGUGGUGUUUUAGACAAAUGCGAAUUUUCAUACUUGCAAAUUCAACAAAGAAAGGUUAUAUUCUGCACUGGAAGCGUGACAUUAUACAAAGUGGCAUAUCUUAAACUGAUAAAUGGGAUGAUAAACCGUGAAGAAAUUGAAGUAGUUAAAGCGCACAGAGAUUAAACAGUCAUCGUCUGACACGCUAGAAUAUGGAAUUUCUACAAAAUUUUAAUACAUUUGUUUCAAGUAUCAACGAAGAUCGUUGUUAUUAGCAGGAAAAUUUUAAAAUGGACGAAAGACAUACAGGAAUUCAACGUUUGAAUCAAAUUACUAAACUUAUAUGUAAGAUUUAGAGAUCUUAUUCCAGCUAACUUCGACUUCAAAUACUGAAGUCAUUAUAUGACUCGUUUUCGACAGAGAAAAGUUGCAAAAUACAUAUACAUGUUUAUAAUGCUAUUUUAAUAGGAUAAUAGCAAUGAAAAGUGUCAAUUUUAAUAAAUAUUGACUGGGUGAAUCUUUUCAUCUAUGUAAUAAGGUGUUACGACAACAAAAUGACUAAAACUCUAAAAACUUUGUUUAUCAAAGACGCAUUUGAAUAUCCGUAAUAGAAAAUAUGGAAUGUUGUUUAUAGCUUAUAGAUGUUUCUUUUUUUUGUUCAUAGUUAGUCUAGAAAAGUUAUGCAUGAUCCUAAAAUUACUAUAUUUCAAACAAAUCGAUUAAGAAAGUUUGCCAAGGACAGUAUAAUGGAAACUUUUGUAUUUACAAACGCUACGUACGCUUUCGCAAGAAAAAUCAAGUAGACAUUCUAGGAGGAAAUAAAUAAGAGUACUUGGAAUCAAGUAAUAGCGUGCUCUUUUUACCACGAGACGAAAGUAAUUGAGUAAAAAUAUAUUUACUACUUUUGCUUUUUAACAAUUUACUAGCUUGCAAUUCACUCCAGAUACUAGACUCUGAUAAUCAAGAGGCAUUAUUCAUGUAAUGAGAAGUAUAAAUGCUGCCGUAUGAAUCCUAAAUUUCCAGCUAAAGACUUGGAACCGAAUAUAUAGAAGCGUAAGCUUUGUUUAUAAUAUUAUAAAUCCAAGAGAUUAUCGCCUCUAGUCAAGUUUCAAUCAUCUUUAAGCUUACAGUGCGAUAAACUUCAAAAAUGCGUUAAGCUUUCUGAUUCUUGUAAACGAUCUAAGACGUUAUUUUCUACAAGAUCAAGAGGAUAUAUAUCGCAUUGUCAUUUUACUGUAAAAAUUGCUAUUACAUUUAUGAAAAUUUUGCUAGAAUUUUACUGUCGUUGUGAGUAAAGAAAAGAACAUCACGAUGGCAUGCCAAAGUUGGAAAAAAGUACUGGUUCCUCAGAACAAAUAACUAUUUCUAGGCAAUAAGAACGUAAAAUAAGUUUUACGACAUAAUUAUUGAAAUAUCUCAUUCUUAUUGAAACUUAAAAAUAUAUUACUAAUCGUAAGUAUUUAAGCAAAUUUCUUAGCAAAGUAAAAAAGAGAAAACGACAAACAAUUGUUGGCAAACUUAAUCACAUAAAAAUCUACGUCCCAUGGUUAGUGAAUUUUUCAUAUCAAGUUGUUGGCAUCUAGUUUUAAAAAAUAUUAAUGUUAUAAACCAAGUUCUAUGUGUCAUUUGAAAGAAGUAGAAACGAAUCCAAAAUAUUCCAUCGGUCGCAUAAGUUUUUCUAGUUUGAUUCGAUCUUUUUCCUUUCUCUUUUGUUGUAUCAUGAAACUGCAGUAACAGUGUGAAUAUUUUAAUGACAAAAUAUUACUUAUUCCUACUUCUACAAACUGUAAUCGAGAACUUGGUAGUGAAACAACCCUGUGCUGGCGUUAUAAUUAAGAAAGAAUGUAAAAUAACGUGUAACGAUUUUCAAUAGAUGCAAGUCCAAAUUUGUAGUAAGAUGAAAUCCUUAUUUCAGGCUUACUUGGAAUUGGGACCACAAAAUAGAAAAAUUCAUAUAUAUACUUAAUUGGAACACAGUUAAAAAAGGACUUACUUCUCAGAUAAUACUUCUAUUAAUUGAUAAAGCAAUUAUUGAUGAAAUUUUUGUUUAAUAUAGGUCGCCGGCACACGUAGUUCCACACUAGUAAAUCGUUGCUACAGCAUUAAAAUCUUCGUCGCCCGUAGAUGAUAUACUUUACUCGACAUAUCACAUAUGAGCAAGCAUUCUAGAUUCGUAGAAUUUAAUUAGACUAUUGACUAAACAUACGUAGAAAUAUGUACCAGGAAUCAUAAGAAGGUAAAGUCCCGAAUCAGUAAAUAAAAGUGUGCGUGUGCAGAAGAAUUACUUAGUUAUACAAAGCUUUUUGGUAAAUUCAGUUAAUCGAACAUGAUAAAUAUUUUGGUUGUACACGGAUUGAUUAUCAGCGGAUCAAGCGAUAGAAAUGUAGUAGAUAAAUAGUAUGUUAAUGAGAUAAAAAAAAAAUACUCACAGAUAUUCGUCGAUUAACGUUCUGUGCAAUAUUAUAUUUUUAAGCAUAAAUAUUAUUUUUAUGUUGAAGAACAAACGUACAAGUGUACGAAGUGUUCUUCUUUUAUUAAAACUGACUGUACGUAAUUGCUCAGAUGAUAGUAACUAAAUUAUUCCAAAUAAUUAGGCGAUCAUUUAUUCAGAUAUUUUGAUAUUUAGUCUUUGAUAUUUAAUAAGGUAAUUAAUUAUUUAAAAACUAAAACACUACAGACAGUGUAUAAGAAACAUAUUUUAAUAUGUUUAAUAUAUUUUAUACAGACUGAAGAUACAGAUUGGUUGAUAAUCACCGUGUGUUUUUUUUUGUAGAGACUGCUUUUUAACACGUAAAUCUGUAAUAUUUAAAUACCUUUGAGAACAGAAUUGGUUAAUUUGUAUUAUAGCAAUAUGUAUGUAAAAAAAUGUACGUUUAUCUUGCAAUACUUUUAGAUCAUUUUUGCUAUAACAAAAUCUUGUAUACAGAGUGUUCGGCUACCGGAUGGGAUGGUAGGUGGGGUGAUUCUGAACAAUUUUUUCCUUCACUAAAAUGCUUGUUAAGGCUUAGUUCUUGAAUUAUUAAUGGAAAACUAAGUGGUUCACAAUCAUUUCAGUUACCACCAGCACCCUUUGAAAGGGUGCCCAGUCGCAGCCGAAUACCUUGUAUAAUUUUAAGGAAAAUCUGCAAGCUCUUACAAGUUUUAUAGCAAUAUGUAGUAACUUAUUCGUAAUAUAAAUUAUCAUAUUGUUGUUAAUGUCGUGUACUGAUAUUUUCAACAAAAAUCAAUCUUUCGAAAAGUUAUUUAAAAUUUUAUUUAGAAUAUCGAAAACAUCAAAUUAUUUGAGAGUAUUGAAAUAUUUUGUUUUAUACUGUCGACGAGCAUAGGAAUAUUUAGGGUCAAUUAAAAGAAAAAGCUUCAUGAAACAAUGAGAUUAAAAAAAACUGUGUAGCACAUCGCUAUAAACAGUUGUAAUUUGAGAAUGUAAACUGAUGACCUGCAUAGAUAUUAUGUAUGUAUUUUCCAAUUAUGUAUGUAUUUUUAUUCCGUUGUAAUGAUACCGAUUAAUUGGAAAAUCUAUAUUCGUGAUAUUUUUUUACAUAUUUACUCUUUUAUAUUAGGAAAAUAUGUGCUUUAAGCUAUAUAAUUACCUACGAUCACUUAUUUGUAUUCAAUGCUACAUUAUAUUUUGUUGUGAUUAAGAAGAAAAUUAGAAUUUAAUUUCUUUGUGUAUUUCACUAAAAACAUGCAAGAAUAAUUUUAACGACAGUUGAUUGCAGAUGUAACGAACAUUUAAGCUAAAUAACAGAAUGUACGAGUGGAAUAAACAAGAUAAAUUUA